AUGGCAGCGCAGGACCUCCCUGCACGGGACGCCACCGUGCGGGACAUCCCGGGGCGGGUCACUGCCACGCAGAUCCUGCCGGCUCUUCCAUGUGUUGUAGGGGAGUGGAGUCAUUGGAGUGGCUGUGCAGAACAAUGUCAACCUGACCUGCGGAUACGUAGGCGCUAUGUACAACAGGAACCUAAAAAUGGUGGGGAACCUUGUCCUGCUCUAGAGGAGAAGGCUGGCUGCCUGGAAUACCUGAAUUACCAGGGAGAGGACUGUGGCCAUGAACAUGUCCCUGCUUUCAUAACUACCUCUGAAUAUGGUAAAGAAAGAAAACGACGAGCAGCAUCUUCUCUCUGGCCUUCAGACAAAGAAGAAGCUGGAUACUGUGUGGAAUUUAAAACAGAAUCACUUUCACAUCACUGUGCUUUGGAGAAUCGGCCAUACGCUCGAUGGAUGCAGUACCUACGAGAAGGACACAUUGUGUGUGUAGCUUGCCAGCCUCCAGCCAUGAAUACUGACACGCAUCGUUGUUCUGGAGAUGGCCAUAAUGCAGAUAGAAGUAAAAUCUUACACUGGGAAGCAGUUGGCAACUCUCAGUGCCAAGGAACCUGGAAGAAGAUUCGGCAACUGAAGCACUGUUCAUGUCCCCUUGUGCAUAGCUUUAUUUUUACAUAAAAGUUUAAAAGACCUUUAAAACAGCAACAACAAAAAGAUUAAGAAAAUUAACACCAAUGCCAAGAAACCUGCAUGUUUCUGCUGCAUUUUCUGGAACCUAAAAAAAACUUUAAAGGAGUCAGAACUUUGGAAGAAACAUUUCGGGAAACUCUCCCUGCCUUAAUACAAAACACUAAGACUGAUCUUUGUAUUAGAACACUAGAAGCAUUUUUCCAUGUUUGUCUUCUGUCAUUAAAGAGCUGAUGUUUC
Messenger RNA from Haliaeetus leucocephalus (bald eagle), 912 nucleotides. RefSeq names its product somatomedin B and thrombospondin, type 1 domain containing (gene SBSPON). The record is from RefSeq and is a predicted model, not a curated record. The coding region runs from base 1 to 663 and encodes 220 amino acids. NCBI's taxonomy places the organism in Eukaryota, Metazoa, Chordata, Aves, Accipitriformes, Accipitridae. The transcript has 5 exons.